AUGGCGUCUCUUCGGCGGUUGAGCGCACUGCUUGCCGCGCUCGGGACUUUCAGUCAGAUACCAACAACGUAUGCGGCCGACACAGUUUACAUUUCUGGUACCGGACUGGACGGCGUUACCAGACAACUAGCGGUUGAUCGGGCGCCAGCAUUAUACACGGGAGACUUUGGCGACUGUUUGGGUGGAGAGUCCUUAAUGAAUAUCACCAAGUUCGAUGCCGGCUUUUAUUAUGACAAUUCUACCGUUCUCUUUCAUUUGGAGGGCGCCACAAACCUCCAGAACGAUUCAUUAAUGCUGUACAUAUCAGUGGAAGCAUAUGGCCAAAACAGAUUUAGCAUGACUGUUGACCCCUGCUUCAUGAAUGUUGACAGCCUGUGUCCGUUGAACGCUAGCAUCCCCAUUACGGCAUAUGCUCUCUUCCAUAUCGGAGAGCAACAAGUCUCUGGCAUUCCUCAAAUUGCCUUUGAGAUACCCGAUUUCGAAGGCUUCGCCAGAAUCCAGAUAUUCUCAAACGCGAGCCAAACAGAAAUCGGGUGCUUCCAAGCCGUCAUGAGAAACGGCAACACCUUCUCACAACCAGCAGCAAUUGGCCCGGUGUUGGGUGUCUUCACCAUAGCCGCCAUCGUAGCAUCCUUCGCGACCGCAGCCUAUGGGGUAUCCAUCCCGCACAUGAGGACGCAUUACGCCCACUCGCUGUCUGUCCUCGCCAUAUUCGAGACAUAUCAGUCCAUAUUUUUCUCUGGCGCACUUUCAGUCAACUGGCCCAGUGUGUUACCGGCCUGGUGGUCCAAUUUUGCCUGGUCAGCUGGCUUAAUUCCUGCGUUAAGCAUAGUACAUUCGGUCGACUCUUUCGCCGGUGUCAGCGGCAAUGCCAGUCAAGUAGGCGGCGCUGGCUCGACAAUCAUCAACAACCAAGGGGGUCUACUGCAGCAGAUCUACGGACGAUCGUUGUCUACUGACGUGCCCGACAUAUACGGGCGCUCUGUGGCUACUGAUAUGCCCAACAGUGAAACGAAGGGGGCUCUUGAUUUGGCGAGGAGGAGCGUAAUCUUGGCUAAACGACAACCGUACAAUGCGAAUAAUCCUUACGACUACAACUGGAAUGGCGAUCCAGUGACGCCAGGGAUGCCGAUACCAGGCGACUGGAGCGGCUUUGCAGGAGACCUAUCGGAGCUCGGCAUCCCGGCACCGGAUGCCUUCACCAUCGCACUGAUAUGGCUAUUGAUUGUAUUGGCUCUGGUCGCUUUCCUCGUUGUGUCCUUCAAGUUUGUGCUCGAGGGACUCGUCAAGUUGAAGUGGAUCAAUCAGGACCGACUUCAGUUCUUUCGAUCUCACUGGAGGGGCUACACCUGUAUGGUCCUACUGAGGACACUCUUCAUCGCCUUCUUUUCCAUGAUGGUCUUGGCCAUGUUCCAGAUCUCCCACCAUGGACGAGCUGGCCCCACUGCGUUAGCCGCCAUCAUCUUCGUUUUCUUCAUGCUUGGCGUUGGAGGUCUAGCCAUAUACGCUCUGAACUUCCGACUACGGUUUGGAAAGUUCGCUUCCGAGCCCGAUCGCAUUCUCGUGCAGCGCAAGACGGUCUGGAAAUUCCUCCCGUGGCUGGUCCCAGUUCGACAUAGCCAAUUGAAAGAGAAGGAAUCCGUACAGAAGCCCAUCUUCUCACUGCCUUUCGUCCAUUGGCACUUCAUGGACAAUGACAAGGACCGGACCAAGGUCCAUCAAGAUGAGCCUUACUUAAAGCGCUUCGGCUGGCUCUCAGCCCGCUACCGACUGUCGAGAUGGUGGUAUUUCAUCGUCUGGCUGGGAUACCAGCUGAUUCGUGCUUGCUUUAUUGGUGGUGCCACGAGCAGCCCACUCGCACAGAUAUACGGCCUUUUCGUUGUCGACGUAUUGUCACUCAUCAUAAUAGCAGCCUUUAGACCAUACGAAGGCCAACGCAACACCGCCCUGGCUGUUUGGCUGUUGGGUCUCACCAAGAUCGCGACUACAGGGCUCUCCAUUGCCUUCCUACCUCGCUUCGGCAUUGAUCGGAUCCUCGCUACCGUCAUUGGUGUUGUCAUCAUCGUCAUGCAGGCCCUAUUGACAAUCGCCGUCUUGAUUUUGAUCAUCCUUGGUAGCAUAAGUUCGUGGAUGUCACUGACGCGCAAUCGCGAAUACUUCCCCUCUCAGAGGCUGGAGGGUGUUCGCAUCAAGUAUUUUGAGCAUUUAGAACGUAGGGCUUUGGACAAAGAAGCACCGAAGAAGGAGAAGCCGACAGCAAAACUCAACCCACCCGAACCAGAAGAUAAGCUGCCGGACCUGCCCAAGGAACCCUAUUUCAGUGUCAACUCGGUUCGCCGAAUUUCCAAGAUUGAGGACGAGGACGAUGAUUUCAUCGCAGAGAUGGAACCAGUCAACGCAAGUGGUCCAUCAACGACGCCGCACCCGCUGAACCGAACACGACGCGUUGAUAGUGUCAGUUCGCGGCAUUCAGUCAGCAGCCUGCCCCGCGGUGCGCGCGUACACCGGGUAUCGUGGAGUUCGAGGGACUUCAACUCGUGGCAGACAACAGAGUUGGACCGUCCGGGUACCACGCUCGCAAAGCGUUUGAGCGGUCACGCACCGAGCCUGUCGGAAACUAACAUUACCGGUGUGCUAAAGAACCAGGCGUCAGAAAGCAGUUUUCGGGCUUACGGUACGGUGGUUGCAGGCAGCCGUCCCAUGUCCCCCACCCUUGAGCAAGAAGAAAGGGUCAUCAACAAGGAGAUCUCCUCCUAG
This is a messenger RNA of Pseudomassariella vexata, 2757 nucleotides long. RefSeq lists its product as uncharacterized. Bases 1 to 2757 code for a protein of 918 amino acids. Gene Ontology annotation, biological process: fungal-type cell wall biogenesis; transmembrane transport. The record is from RefSeq and is a predicted model, not a curated record. The transcript has 3 exons. Lineage: Eukaryota; Fungi; Ascomycota; Sordariomycetes; Amphisphaeriales; Pseudomassariaceae.